AUGGAAAGUAAACUAUAAAAUUUUGAGAUCUAAAAUAAACUAGGUAAUAAAGAUGUUUGAUGGUAUAGGUUCCGGAGCUUAUUCAUCAGUGUACAAGGUGUAGAGAAAGUCAGAUGGCAAAAUAUAUGCAUUAAAGAAAGUAUAAGGGAUAAUUAAUAGAAAUAGGUGAAAUUGAUGGAUAUGGGAGAUAGAGAGAAAUAGAAUGCAUUGAAUGAAGUUCGAAUAAUAGCAUCAAUUCAUCAUGAGAAUGUGGUUUCAUAUAAAGAAUGUUUUAUAGAGGAUAAUAAUUUAUGGUAUGAGAGUGAUUUUAACAUAGUAUAAUAAUGGAGUAUGCAGAGGGAGGAGAUUUAUUAUAGAAAAUAUAAAGAUAUGUUAAGAGACAGUAAAUGAUACCAGAAUUAGAGAUAUGGCAAGUUGCAAUCCAGGUGUUAUAGGGUUUGAGAGCUUUGCAUCAUAAAAAAAUAUUCCAUCGUGAUUUGAAGUGUGCUAAUAUCUUCUUGUAUGAGAAUGAUUAGGUCAAACUUGGAGAUUUCAAUGUAUCUAAAUUGGCUAAGAAUGGUCUUGUUUAUACACAGACUGGUACACCUUAUUAUGCUAGUCCAGAGGUUUGGUAAGAUAAACCUUACGAUCAUAAGGCAGACAUCUGGUCUUUAGGAUGUGUUAUCUAUGAAGCAUGCUCCUUAAAACCGUAUUUUAUUAAUAUAUUUAUAGACCAUUCAGAGCUAAGGAUAUGGAUGGACUCUAUAAAUCUGUUUUAAGAGGAUAAUAUUAACCAAUCCCUGUUAUCUAUUCUUAAGAAUUAGUACAAUUGGUUAAAACUAUGAUGUAGGUUCAUCCUUCUAAUCGUCCUGAUUGUGGUAAUAUAUCACUCUUAUUAUUAUUUAGAUAAACUUCUUCAAUUUUCCUAUGUUUAAAAGAAAGCCAAAUUAUAUUCUAUUCCUUUAAACAAUGAUGAUAGUCAAGAUGAUUUAUUAAAGACUAUUAAAUGGCCUUUUUCAAGAAAGGGCCUUUAAGCUAAUAAAUCAGAACUUAUUAAUUUAAAUUGUUAAUUACCUGCCAGCAAUUAUUUAAAUUAACAUAAUUCUAAUCACAUCAGAAGAAAUCAAUAAUCAAAUAGAAUCAGAUCUUAAGAUACUAAUGAUUCCAUCUCCUUAAAUCAACCCAAUGAAGCUUUAAAUUAAUUAAUUAAAUAAAUCUCUUAAAUAGACCAUAAAGAUAUUGAAAAAUCUCCUAAUCUUAAUUCUAAUUUAAAUAAAUCCAUUUCCAAAUAGAAAAUCUAAGAAAAUGUCUUACCAAAUGACCGAAGAUUGAGAAUAUCCAAUUCUACUCAUGAAAAACAUGACAGAUAUGAACCCAUUUCACAACCGUAAAUUUUUAAAUAGAAACCCUAGUAAAUGUGCUUCUAAGGAUAGGAUAGACCAUCAGAUUUAAAUCAAUUCUAAUUAUUAUGCUAACGAUGUUAUCCAAUCAAUUAAUAAACAGCACUAUUCUUAAAAAUUGCCAAUCAUUACUGCAAACUAAAAACAAGAAGAUGAUCAUAUUUUAAGAAAAAACUCUUCAAAUGAGAGAAAUUCAAGUAGUUAUCUUAAGAGAUCCAAACAUGAACCUUCAAGGAAAGAUUUCUCUAGAUAGCCCAGCGCUGAAAGACCUACUACCUUAAUGAAAAUUAUUGAAGAACAUCAAUAAUUACCCAAAAUAAAAAAGAAAUACUGA
Molecule: messenger RNA, 1713 nt
Organism: Paramecium sonneborni
Lineage: Eukaryota; Ciliophora; Oligohymenophorea; Peniculida; Parameciidae
Source: the annotation of a GenBank genome assembly